CCCGUUCGUUUCUAGUUUAGUGCAAAUCCUAUCAACCAAACACAAUCCCAUUCUCUUAGUCUAGUCCAAUCCACUCCAGUCUUUAGUUUCCCAAUCCAAACCAUAGCAAAUGGCAACAGCGUUCUGUAGUCUCAACAUGUUGGGGUCUGGUCUCUCACAACUAAAUGAGUACAACCUUAAGAAGAAGCACGCAAUCUUCACAAGGUCUUGUUUACACUCGAGAAGAUUGUUUGGUUCGUCUCUUAAUGCCGAAAAGGUUUCCCCCGGAACUAAUAGAAGAGUAGAGGUCAAGCAUUGCCCACAGGCAUUUCCUUCUAAUUCGAAGGAUAAAGAAGAAGAGAAUAUUUCGAAGGCAACCUUGAUAUGGAGGGCAAUAAAGUUGCCUAUAUACUUUGUUGCAUUUAUCCCUCUCACUGUAGGUAGUGCAGCUGCUUAUUUCGAGACGGGCAUUUUUUCAUGGUGGCGUUAUUCUCUUCUUUCGAUUUCUUCUGUUCUUAUCAUCACAUGGCUCAACUUAAGCAAUGAUGUUUAUGAUUUUGAUACAGGAGCAGAUAAAAACAAGUUAGAAUCAGUUGUAAAUCUGGUUGGCAGCCGUACAGGCACAAUUGUUGCUGCCUACGCGCUGCUUGUGCUUGGCUUCAUGGGGCUUGCUUGGGUAUCUUUUGAGGCAGGAAAUAUGCGUGCAAUAUUAUUACUCGCUUGUGCAAUAAUUUUUGGUUAUAUAUAUCAGUGCCCACCAUUUCGGUUAAGUUACCAAGGGUUGGGGGAGCCAUUGUGCUUUUCAGCAUUUGGUCCAUUCGCCACUACAGCUUUUUAUUUACUGCAGGGCAGUGGAAGUCAAAUGAUGCAUCUUCCUUUCACUGGUUCAAUUCUUUCCGCAUCACUACUUGUUGGCAUUACGACAACCUUAAUUCUGUUCUGUAGUCACUUUCAUCAGAUUGAAGAAGACAGGGCGGUAGCAAAAAUGUCCCCUCUGGUUAGGCUUGGCAGCAAAAGAGGAUCAGGGGUAGUUCAAUUAGCAAUUGCAGGACUCUAUGUUCUAGCUUUUGCUUUUGGUAUAAGCAGGGCUCUUCCCAUAACUUGUAUUUUUUUCUGUGCCUUCACCUUACCAGUGGCAAGACUGGUGGUUAGCUAUGUGCAAGAAAACCAUAAUGAUAAACACAAGAUAUUCAUGGCAAAGUAUUUCUGUGUGAGAUUGCAUUCUUUAUUUGGAGUUGCGUUGGCUGCUGGACUUGUGGUAGCGAGAACGGGCCCUAAACCUAGUAUUCCAAGGUUGGCAUUUUCAUAGUUUUCUACCUCACGGAAUUUCUGGACAACUGAAUGUGCUAAAUCGAUUUUGGUUGUAGUAUGUGUACAUAUUAGUUAUCCAAGUUCUUACUGCAGUCUAAUGUUUUCUUAGUUUAUUUGUAUAUAUUCUCAGUUACAUAAUUACCGCUAGAAUUCUUAUACUGGUAGAAUUGUAUAAUAUGAUUAAUAUCAAUUCUUUUGUUGUUUGAAAUAUAC
This is a messenger RNA of Fragaria vesca subsp. vesca, 1503 nucleotides long. RefSeq names its product 1,4-dihydroxy-2-naphthoate polyprenyltransferase, chloroplastic-like. Gene Ontology annotation, cellular component: membrane. The record is from RefSeq and is a predicted model, not a curated record. The transcript has 11 exons. Gene Ontology annotation, biological process: phylloquinone biosynthetic process. Gene Ontology annotation, molecular function: prenyltransferase activity. The coding region runs from base 110 to 1288 and encodes 392 amino acids. NCBI's taxonomy places the organism in Eukaryota, Viridiplantae, Streptophyta, Magnoliopsida, Rosales, Rosaceae.